ACCCGUCAGUGGUGCGACGUAAACGGAUCACAGAUCAACGUUUAUAAAAGCAUUGUAGCCGCCUUCAGUACAAAUCAGUCGGUCUAAGAACGUUUCUGCAACGAGAACUGUUGUAACGCAUAGAGCAACUCAGUCAUCGUCGUCUUCAUUUUGUGUCUGUCUCUUGUUAUUGUUGUUCUUUUGUUGCUUUUUUUUUUCUUAUAUUAUUUACAAUAUAAUUUGUUGUUGUUGUCAUUGUCGUAUCUGACGAAAAGUUGAAGGAAAAAUAAAGUAUUUUGUAGAUGAAAAUUUCAUACAGUGCGUUCGUCGUGUUGAUGUGUGUGAAAACAAAGUGUAUUUUUAUAAUAAAAAAGAAAAACAAAAAAUAAAUAUUGUAUACUUUAGUUACAAUUUAUAAGUGUAGUCGAUUGUUAGUUAGGAUUGUUGUUAUUUAGUAGAUAAGCCUACCCAGAGAUAGUUGGUUGCAUCUUACUACCUCUCUACAAAAAAAAAUAAUACAAAAUCAUUAAAACAAAAUCCAAAAACAUUUUGUCGCUCUGGAAUAUAAAAAUAUAAAUAAAUAUAAAAAAGAAACAAAAUUUCUUGCAGUAUAAAAAAAAGAUUAAACAAAAUAAGUCCAACUGUUGAUAUAGCUUGACGUGCGUGAAUUUUUUUAACAAAAUUUUAUAUUUGUUAAAGAAAAAAUACAACAACAAUUCACUUAAUUUUAUAAAUAAAUUACAAAAAAAAAAUAUAAAAAAGUAUACACAAAAAUAUUGUAUAAAGUGAAUGUUUAAAUUUAUAAAAAAAACGAAAUAAAUUUCAAAUAUAUUACAAAUCUAUACAAACUCAUAAGAAACGUUGACAAAGUGCUGUGGGAGUUUAACACCUUUUUUUUAAAAAAGGAAAAUUCCAAAAAGUAUUGAAAUCAUAAAUACUUCAUAAAAGUACUUUAAAGUACUAGAAAUUAAUUAACUAAACUGGCUCAACCAAAGUCCACUAUGGUGAAAAAUCGCAGAUAUGAUGAGGGUCCACUUAUUGGUACCCGUCAUAUUCAAUGUUUUCUAUGUUUCUGCUGUCUCUCUUUGGCGUACGCCAUGAGAGUAAACUUGAGUGUGGCCAUUGUAGCGAUGACUGAUAAAAAUGCUACACAAAGUGAUUUUGAGGAAUUCCAGUGGGAUGAGAGCACAAAAUCCUAUUUGUUAAGUAGUUUCUUUUGGGGCUACAUUACCACCCAAAUACCUGGUGGCCAUAUUGCCCAAAAGUAUGGUGCUAAAAUUAUUCUAUUGGUUGGUAUAACCCUAUGUUCUCUGCUUACCCUAAUCACCCCCGUUGCUGCUCAUUAUGGUGGCUGGCAAUUGUUAUUUGCUGUGCGCGUAAUACAAGGCUUACUGCAAGGUGCUGUUCAUCCUGCUACUCAUGCCAUGUUAGCUAAAUGGGCUCCCGUUGAGGAGAGAGGUGCUCUGGGUACCUUCUGUUAUUCUGGCUCCCAAUUUGGCACUGUAAUUACGUUGGCUGCCAGUGGUUACAUAGCUGAUUCUUCAGCUGGUUGGCCGGGUAUUUUUUAUAUUUCCGGUUCCAUAGGUUUCAUAUGGUCCAUCUGCUGGUAUUUGUUUGCUGCUAGUACUCCUGCAGAGCACAAGAGCAUUACACCGGAAGAGAAAAAAAUGAUUGAGAACUCUUUGGGUCAAGUAGAUAAUACUCCCAAAGUUAAUGGUCCUACGCCUUGGAUUAAAAUGUUCACCUCACCACCCUUCAUAUCCCUGAUCAUUGUGCACUGUACUCACAUGUGGGGCUUCUGGACUUUGCUGACUCAAAUCCCCAACUAUAUGAAGAACAUUUUGGGUGUUGAUAUUAAAAAUAGUGCUUUACUCUCCUCGCUUCCCUAUGCUGUGAUGUGCAUACUAUCAUUCUGCUUUAUCUAUUUGUCAAAAUUACUGGCAAGAAAAGAGAAUUUGUCAUUGGCGUUUAGUCGCAAAUUUUUCAAUUCUAUUGGUCAUUGGAUUCCUAUGAUUUCGUUGAUUGCAUUGGGUUAUGUCACCGAGGAACAUUCGACAUUGGCAGUGGUUUUGCUAACGCUGACGGUGGGCAUAAGUGCUGCUACAUAUUUGGGCUUCCAGGUGAAUCAUAUUGAUUUGUCACCCAAUUAUGCGGGCACCUUGAUGGGCAUUACGAAUGGUGCCGCUAAUGUGAUGAGUGCUUUGGCGCCUUUGGCUGUGGGCGUGGUAGUGAAUGAUGUGAAAAAUGUUGUCGAAUGGCGUAUGGUUUUCUUCAUCGCUGCCGGCUUCUACUUUGUGGGUAAUCUGCUGUUCGUGUUAAUGGGUAAAACAGAAGUCCAAAGUUGGAACUCUCCUGAAGAUGCAUUAGCCAAACGUCUGAGUGUUAUUGAUCCCGAAACACCAGCUCUCAUAACAAACGGUGAUAUUGUCAAGCCCCAAAUCAAAGAAAAUGGCAACAAAUAAUAAAGUGAUCGUCAACAUAAUUUAAAAUUUUACAAAAUAUUUACAAACAUAAAACAAGCGUACUGAAGACCUCUUUAAUUAUUAAGCUUUAGUUAAAAAAGUUAAAAAAUUAGUGAUUUAAAUAUAAACUAGAUUUAAGCAUUAA
Messenger RNA from Calliphora vicina (urban bluebottle blowfly), 2586 nucleotides. Its product is annotated as putative inorganic phosphate cotransporter. The record is from RefSeq and is a predicted model, not a curated record. The coding region runs from base 981 to 2441 and encodes 486 amino acids. Gene Ontology annotation, cellular component: membrane. Lineage: Eukaryota; Metazoa; Arthropoda; Insecta; Diptera; Calliphoridae. Gene Ontology annotation, biological process: transmembrane transport; monoatomic anion transport. The transcript has 4 exons. Gene Ontology annotation, molecular function: transmembrane transporter activity.